UUCAAAAGUCGAUAGGUUUCUCCGGUACUACUACCCAGAAUUCCCCAACAUACUUCCUUUUAAAAUUCGCCAUAAUGGGGCCUAAACCAAAGACCAAGACCCCUGCUGCAGGCAAAACUCCCAAAAAAGAAGGAAAAGCUAAAGUUGAGAAAAAGGAUAAAAAGAAUAAUCCUAUGCGAGAACUGAAAAUUGCCAAAUUAUGUCUGAAUAUUUGUGUUGGUGAAUCUGGAGAUAGGCUGACCCGAGCUGGUAAAGUGCUUGAAGCCCUUACAGGACAAACCCCCGUCUUUGCUAAAGCUCGAUACACAAUCCGUGCUUUUGGAAUCCGACGUAAUGAAAAAAUUGCUGUUCAUGCCACAGUACGAGGCCCUAAAGCUGAAGAAAUCUUAGAACGAGGAUUAAAGGUUAUUGAAUAUGAAUUAAAAGGCGGAAAUUUCUCUGACUCCGGACACUUUGGUUUUGGUAUUCAGGAACAUAUUGAUUUAGGAAUUAAGUAUGAUCCUAGCAUCGGUAUCUAUGGUAUGCAUUUCUACAUUGUUCUCGGACGGGCAGGAUACAAUGUGUCCAAGAGACGACGAUGUAAAAAUAGAAUAGGUAUCAAACACAGAAUAACUAAAGAUGAAGCCAUGAAAUGGUUUCAACAGAAGUAUGAUGGUAUUAUUCUACCUGGUAAAUAAACUUCAAUCCUGCAAAAUAAAAAAAAAUAAAAAAACCCUAAAA
Molecule: messenger RNA, 720 nt
Organism: Patella vulgata (common limpet)
Lineage: Eukaryota; Metazoa; Mollusca; Gastropoda; Patellidae
Product: 60S ribosomal protein L11
Exons: 6
Coding region: 75-677 (200 amino acids)
Biological process (GO): translation
Cellular component (GO): cytosolic large ribosomal subunit; ribosome
Molecular function (GO): structural constituent of ribosome; RNA binding
Source: RefSeq, a predicted model, not a curated record